GUAGCUCCUAGUUUUUGGACACGUGAAGCAUAUACUUGGAUUCUUCACAAUCCCAAAAUGCCGCUGUCGUGUCGAUUUUAUAAAGAAAAAUAUCCCGAAGUGGAAGAUGUAGUCAUGGUUAAUGUAAGGGCCAUCGCCGAAAUGGGAGCCUACGUCCAUUUACUAGAGUACAAUAAUAUAGAAGGCAUGAUCCUGUUAUCUGAAUUGUCGAGAAGACGUAUUAGAUCAAUUAACAAAUUGAUUCGUGUAGGAAAAACCGAACCCGUUGUAGUUAUAAGAGUAGACAAGGAAAAGGGGUAUAUAGAUCUUUCAAAACGUCGUGUUAGUGCUGAAGAUGUAGAAAAAUGUACAGAGAGAUUUGCAAAGGCCAAGGCUGUUAAUUCAAUUUUAAGGCAUGUUGCAGAAUUACUAAAGUAUGAAUCAGAUGAACAAUUAGAAGAAUUGUAUCAGAAGACUGCUUGGUAUUUUGAAGAAAAAUAUAAGAAGAAUAAAGCUAGUGCAUACGACUUCUUUAAACAAGCUGUUUUAGACCCCAGUAUUUUAGCAGAAUGUGACUUAGAUGACAAAACAAAAGAAGUCUUGCUUAGUAACAUUAAGAGAAAGCUAACAUCUCAAGCAGUCAAAAUCAGGGCUGAUAUUGAAUGUGCUUGUUAUGGUUAUGAAGGUAUUGAUGCUGUUAAAACUGCCCUUAAAGCUGGCUUGGCUCUUUCAACAGAAGAAUUGCCCAUUAAAAUCAAUCUUAUAGCUCCUCCUCUCUACGUUAUGACUACAUCUACACCUGAAAAACAAGAUGGUUUAAAAGUUUUAGGUGAUGCUAUAGAGAAAGUUAAAGCAACAAUCACUGAAUUGGGUGGAGUAUUUAAUAUUCAAAUGGCUCCCAAAGUGGUCACAGCUACCGACGAAGCUGAACUCGUCAAACAGAUGGAACGGGCUGAACUCGAAAAUGCAGAAGUUGCUGGCGAUGACGAUGAAGAACAAGACGAAGGACAAAUCUAUAGCGAAGAAGAUAAAGACGAUAAAGAAAAUUCUGGUGAAGAGGAAGAAGAGGAAUAAUAUUUUUUCUUUGCGAUUCAGGGACGUAAAGAAUUAUUGUAUAUUAUAAGAAUUUAUUUAAGCUACUAUCAACAGUACAUUAUUUGAAUUUUUUAAUUUUGUUUUAUCUUUGUACAUGUUUGAAUAUAAAGAUAU
Messenger RNA from Diabrotica balteata, 1188 nucleotides. The record is from the annotation of a GenBank genome assembly. Lineage: Eukaryota; Metazoa; Arthropoda; Insecta; Coleoptera; Chrysomelidae.